This is a messenger RNA of Onthophagus taurus, 1163 nucleotides long. Lineage: Eukaryota; Metazoa; Arthropoda; Insecta; Coleoptera; Scarabaeidae. The record is from RefSeq and is a predicted model, not a curated record.
GUAGCAAAACUAAAUUGAUAAAAAUUUCUAGGUUAUGUCAAUUUGACAGCUUCUGAUUGUUAUUUUUACUUUUACGUGCAAUUAAUUCAUAAUUUAGCGUAAAAUGAGUAAUAUAGCGGUACCCUCGCGAUUUGCGUGCUUAAAAAUUGAAGGUGACGAAGAGCGACCGAAAAAAAAUGAUCGAAAAUCAGUUAAAUCCAAAAAAACUGAUAAACCACAAUCUGAGAACAAAAAAAUUAAUAAACCGGAAAAGGUUGAGAAUAAAAUCGAAAAACAACAGGUGGUGAUACCAAAAAAAGAGAAAAAAGGUGAAAUAGCCCCACAAAAACAAUGGGAAGAAUGGAAACAAAAAGAUAGUGAGUUUGUAAAUGGAAGUUAUCAAAAAGAUUUAGAAAAUGCUAUCUUACUAUCAAAGUUAGAUUAUGAAGAGAAAAAAACGCUUUAUGAAGCAGCUGCAGUUAUUACUGAGCCAAAUAAAAAAAUGGAAAAGAAAAAGAAGGGUACAAAAACAAUUAGUUUGGAUAAGUUUUUAGUGGAACCAGAACAAUCUAAAAAUGAAGUUAAUUUAAAAAGUUCCGAUUCAAAAAUUGAAACAGAUUUGAAUUUUUUUGAUAAAGUUCGUUCUGAUAUGGUUUUAGAAUUGAAUAAGGAGAAAUUGAUUGAAAAUAGAAAAAAUCGAAAUGCUAACAUUGAAAAGGUUAUUACUGCUUCUCAGUACCAGGAGAGAUUAAAAUUAGAACUUGAUAAAAAUGAUGAAUUGGAUAAAGAAGUGGUGUUAUUAAAAGUUGAAUUGGCUGAUGUUAAAAGUAGAAAUGAGGAGUUAAUUAAGAUUUUAGAGGAAGGCGAUUUGAAAGAAAAGGCUGAUAUUUUAUUAGAAUUGGAUAGAUUGAGUACAAUUAAGAACGAUUUAAUGGAAGAAGUUACUAAGUUACAUACCCUGCUUGAAAUUGAGAGAAGUAAAGUUGCUUCUUUAACAGCAGAGAUACAAAAAAAUAAAGAUAAGAAAUCUAAAAAACAUUCUUAAUUUUAUUAAUAAUCAAAAAAUCGAAUAAAUAAAAUCUCGAAUUUCUCUCCUGCCAGUAAUAAUAAUAAUUCCUCGUUUAGAUUUACCUUAAUUAUUACUUUGUGUAAUUUUGAUAAAAAAUAAACCCCCUUUUUAUCAA